Drosophila grimshawi is the source of this 6980-nucleotide messenger RNA. RefSeq names its product mucin-2. NCBI's taxonomy places the organism in Eukaryota, Metazoa, Arthropoda, Insecta, Diptera, Drosophilidae. The record is from RefSeq and is a predicted model, not a curated record. The transcript has 2 exons. The coding region runs from base 74 to 6862 and encodes 2262 amino acids.
GACCUCCACAGGAUACACCUAUAACUGAAUACGAGAUUACGCUUAAUGCCUGCAAGAGCAACACGUUGGCGCAAUGAGACUGCUUAUACUAUGCCUGUUGGUCGCUACAGGCACAACAUUUACGAUGUUCGGGCCGCACAUUCGCAUUGUGCCCGGUCAAAAGGCAAAUGAAAUAAUAUUGCAUUUCCGCAAUCCUUGCAACAAUAAAACCAGCACUACGACUCUCAGACCGCCAUCAACACCGUGCAAGUACCAUCCAACUACACCAAAAUGUAACCAUAGCCUUCCACAGACCUCUAAAGCAACUACCCUAAAACCGACCUAUAAAACGACCCUCGGCACAACAUUAAAAACGACUCAAACUAAGCCGGUGCCCACAACAGCCAAACCAACCACUCAAAAACCAACAACUUUGAAACCAACUGUGCCGAGCACAACCGGCAAGCUUACUACUCCAAAACCGACAACACUAUCACCCAGUGUGCCGAGCGCAACUGGCAAACCAACCACCCAAAAACCUACAACUUUGAAACCAAGUGAGCCGAGCACAAGUGGAAAACCAACUACUCCAACACCGACAACUCUGAAGCCCACUGUGCCAAGCAAAACUGCCAAACAAACUACUGCAAAAACGACAACACUGAAAACCACUGUGUCAACCGGAACUGGCAAGCCAACUACCCAAAACCAGACAACUUUGAAACCAACUGAGCCGAGUACAACAACAGACAAGCCAACUACCCAAAACCCUACAACUUUGAAAUCAACUGAACCCACCACAACAACAGACAAGCCUACCACCCAAAACCCUACAACUUUGAAACCAACUGAACCCACUACAACAACUGCUAAGCCGCCUCCCCAAAACCCUACAACUUUGAAGCCAACUGAACCCACUACAACAACAAACAAGCAGACCACCCAAAACCCUACAACUUUGAAACCCACUGAACCCACUACAACAACUUCCAAGCCAACCACCAAAAACCCGACAACUUUGAAACCCACUGAGCCCACUACAACAACGGACAAGCCAACCACCCAAAACCCCACAACUUUGAAACCAACUGAACCCACGUCAACAACUGACAAGCAAACCACCCAAAACCCUACAACUUUGAAACCCACUACAACAACAGAAAAGCCGACAACCCAAAACCCGACAACUUUGAAACCCACUGAACCCACCACAACAACAGACAAGCCAACCAUCCAAAACCCUACAACUUUGAAACCCACUGAACCCACUACAACAACAGACAAGCCAACCACCCAAAACCCUACAACUUUGAAACCAACUGAACCGACGACAACAACUGCCAAGCCGACUACCCAAAACCCUACAACUUUGAAGCCCACUGAACCCACUACAACAACAGACAAGCAGACCACCCAAAACCCUACAACUUUGAAACCCACUGAACCCACUACAACAACUUCCAAGCCAACCACCCAAAACCCGACAACUUUGAAACCCACUGAACCCACUACAACAACGGACAAGCCAACCACCCAAAACCCCACAACUUUGAAACCAACUGAACCCACUACAACAACAGACAAGCCAACCACCCAAAACCCGACAACUUUGAAACCCACUGAACCCACUACAACAACAGAAAAGCCAACCACACAAAACCCUACAACUUUGAAACCAACUGAACCCACUACAACAACAGACAAGCCAACCACCCAAAACCCUACAACUUUGAAACCAAGUGAACCCACCACAACAACAGACAAGCCAACCACCCAAACUUUGAAACCAACUGAAUCCACUACAACAACAGACAAGCCAACCACCCAAAACCCUACAACUUUGAAACCAACUGAACCCACCACAACAACAGACAAGCCAACCACCCAAAACCCCAUAGCAUUGAAACCAACUACGCCGAGUAAAACAACUGCCGGGCCAACCACCCAGAAGCCCACAUCUUUGAAACCAACUCAGCCGACUACAACAACUGCCAAGCCGACUACCCAAAACCCUACAACUUUGAAACCUACUGAACCCACUACAACAACUUCCAAGCCAACUACCCAAAACCCGACAACUUUGAAACCCACUGAACCCACUACAACAACAGACAAGCCAACCACCCAAAACCCGACAACUUUGAAACCCACUGAACCCACUACAACAACAGAAAAGCCAACCACACAAAACCCUACAACUUUGAAACCAACUGAACCCACCACAACAACAGACAAGCCAACCACCCAAAACCCCAUAGCAUUGAAACCAACUACGCCGAGUAAAACAACUGCCGGGCCAACCACCCAGAAGCCCACAACUUUGAAACCGACUGAGCCGAGUACAACAACUGCUAAGCCAACCACCCAGAAGCCCACAACUUUGAAACCCACUGAACCCACUACAACAACAGACAAGCCAACCACCCAAAACCCUACAACUUUGAAACCCACUGAACCCACUACAACAACAGAAAAGCCAACCACACAAAACCCUACAACUUUGAAACCAACUGAACCCACUACAACAACAGAAAAGCCAACCACACAAAACCCUACAACUUUGAAACCAACUGAACCCACUACAACAACAGACAAGCCAACCACCCAAAACCCUACAACUUUGAAACCAAGUGAACCCACCACAACAACAGACAAGCCAACCACCCAAAACCCUACAACUUUGGAACCAACUGAAUCCACUACAACAACAGACAAGCCAACCACCCAAAACCCUACAACUUUGAAUCCAACUAAACCCACCACAACAACAGACAAGCCAACCACCCAAAACCCUACAACUUUGGAACCGACUGAGCCGAGUACAACAACUGCUAAGCCAACCACCCAGAAGCCCACAACUUUGAAACCCACUGAACCCACUACAACAACAGACAAGCCAACCACCCAAAACCCUACAACUUUGAAACCCACUGAACCCACUACAACAACAGACAAGCCAACCACCCAAAACCCGACAACUUUGAAACCCACUGAACCCACUACAACAACAGAAAAGCCAACCACACAAAACCCUACAACUUUGAAACCAACUGAACCCACUACAACAACAGACAAGCCAACCACCCAAAACCCUACAACUUUGAAACCAAGUGAACCCACCACAACAACAGACAAGCCAACCACCCAAAACCCUACAACUUUGGAACCAACUGAAUCCACUACAACAACAGACAAGCCAACCACCCAAAACCCUACAACUUUGAAUCCAACUAAACCCACCACAACAACAGACAAGCCAACCACCCAGAAGCCCACAACUUUGAAACCAACUCAGCCGACUACAACAACUGCCAAGCCGACUACCCAAAACCCUACAACUUUGAAACCCACUGAACCCACUACAACAACAGACAAGCCAACCACCCAAAACCCUACAACUUUGAAACCCACUGAACCCACUACAACAACAGAAAAGCCAACCACCCAAGACCCUACAACUUUGAAACCAACUGAACCCACCACAACAACAGACAAGCCGACCACCAAAAACCCCACAGCAUUGAAACCAACUGCGCCGAGUAAAACAACUGCCGGGCCAACCACCCAGAAGCCCACAACUUUGAAACCGACUGAGCCGAGUACAACAACUGCUAAGCCAACCACCCAGAAGCCCACAACUUUGAAACCAACUGAACCUACUAUAACAACAGACAAGCCUACCACCCAAAUUCCUACAACUUUGAAACCAACUGAACCCACUACAACAACAGACAAGCCUACCACCCAAAACCCUACAACUUUGAAAUCCACUGAACCCACUACAACAACAGAAAAGCCAACCACCCAAGACCCUACAACUUUGAAACCAACUGAACCCACUACAACAACAGACAAGCCUACCACCCAAAACCCUACAACUUUGGAACCAACUGAACCCACUACAACAACAGACAAGCCCACCACCCAAAACCCUACAACUUUGAAACCCACUGAACCCACUACAACAACAGAAAAGCCAACCACCCAAGACCCUACAACUUUGAAACCAACUGAACCCACUACAACAACAGACAAGCCUACCACCCAAAACCCUACAACUUUGGAACCGACUGAGCCGAGUACAACAACAGACAAGCCAACCACCCAAAACCCUACAACUUUGGAACCAACUGAGCCGAGUACAACAACUGCUAAGCCAACCACUCAAAUUCCUACAACUUUGAAACCAACUGAACCCACUACAACAACAGACAAGCCUACCACCCAAAACCCUACAACUUUGGAACCAACUGAACCCACUACAACAACAGACAAGCCUACCACCCAAAACCCUACAACUUUGAAACCCACUGAACCCACUACAACAACAGAAAAGCCAACCACCCAAGACCCUACAACUUUGAAACCAACUGAACCCACUACAACAACAGACAAGCCCACCACCCAAAACCCUACAACUUUGAAACCCACUGAACCCACUACAACAACAGAAAAGCCAACCACCCAAGACCCUACAACUUUGAAACCAACUGAACCCACUACAACAACAGACAAGCCUACCACCCAAAACCCUACAACUUUGGAACCGACUGAGCCGAGUACAACAACAGAAAAGCCAACCACCCAAGACCCUACAACUUUGAAACCAACUGAACCCACUACAACAACAGACAAGCCUACCACCCAAAACCCUACAACUUUGGAACCGACUGAGCCGAGUACAACAACUGCUAAGCCAACCACCCAGAAGCCCACAACUUUGAAACCAACUGAACCUACUACAACAACAGACAAGCCAACCACCCAAGACCCUACAACUUUGAAACCAACUGAACCCACUACAACAACAGACAAGCCUACCACCCAAAACCCUACAACUUUGAAACCCACUGAACCCACUACAACAACAGAAAAGCCAACCACCCAAGACCCUACAACUUUGAAACUAACUGAACACACUACAACAACAGACAAGCCUACCACCCAAAACCCUACAACUUUGGAACCGACUGAGCCGAGUACAACAACUGCUAAGCCAACCACCCAGAAGCCCACAACUUUGAAACCAACUGAAUCCACUACAACAACAGACAAGCCAACCACCCCAAUUCCUACAACUUUGCAACCAACUGAACCCACUACAACAACUGCUAAGCCGCCUACCCAAAACCCUACAACUUUGAAACCAACUGAACCCACUACAACAACAGACAAGCCAACCACCCAAAACCCUACAACUUUGGAACCGACUGAGCCGAGUACAACAACUGCUAAGCCAAUUACCCAGAAGCCCACAACUUUGAAACCAACUGAACCCACUACAACAACUGCUAAGCCGCCUACCCAAAACCCUACAACUUUGAAACCAACUGAACCCACUACAACAACAGACAAGCCGACUACCCAAAACCCUACAACUUUGAAACCCACUGAACCCACUACAACAACAGACAAGCCAACCACCCAAAUGCCCACAACUUUAAAACCAACUGAGCCGACUACAACAACUGCCAAGCCGACUACCCAAAACCCUACAACUUUGAAACCAACUGAGCCGAGUACAACAACUGCCAAGGCGACUACCCAAAACCCUACAACUUUGAAACCAACUGAACCCACUACAACAACUGCCAAGCCGACUACCCAAAACCCUACAACUUUGAAACCAACUGAGCCGAGUACAACAACUGCCAAGGCGACUACCCAAAACCCUACAACUUUGACACGCACUGAACCCACUACAACAACAGACAAGCCAACCACCCAAAACCCUACAACUUUGAAACCCACUGAACCCACUACAACAACUGCCAAGCCGACUACCCAAAACCCUACAACUUUGAAACCAACUGAACCCACUACAACAACAGACAAGCCGACUACCCAAAACCCUACAACUUUGAAACCCACUGAACCCACUACAACAACAGACAAGCCAACCACCCAAAACCCUACAACUUUGAAACCAACUGAACCCACUACAACAACUGCCAAGACGACUACCCAAAACCCUACAACUUUGAAACCAACUGAACCCACCACAACAACAGGCAAGCCAACCACCCAAAACCCUACAGCUUUGAAACCAACUGAGUCGACUACAACAACUGCCAAGCUGACUACCCAAAAACCUACAACUUUGAAACCCACUGAACCCACUACAACAACAGAAAAGCCAACCACCCAAAACCCUACAACUUUGAAACCCACUGUAGCCACUACAACAACAGACAAGCCAACCACCCAAAACCUUACAACUUUGAAACCCACUGAGCCGAGUACAACAACUGUCAAGCCAACCACCCAGAAGCCCACAACUUUGAAAUCAACUGAGCCGACUACAACAACUGCCAAGCCAACCACCCAGAAGCCCACAACUUUGAAACCAACUGAGCUGACUACAACAACGGCCAAGCCGACUACAACAACAUCCAAGCCAACCACCCAAAACCCUACAACUUUGAAACCAACUGCGCCGAGUAAAACAACAUCUAAACCAACCACCCAAAAACCUAAAACUUUGAAGCCAACUGAGCCAAGUACAACAACAGCCAAACCAACAACCCAAAAGCCGACAACUUUGAAACCCACUGCGCCGAGUACAACAACAUCUAAACCAACCACCCAAAAACCUUCAACAUUAAAACCAACUGAGCCCAGUACAACAACAUCCAAGCCAACCACCCAAAAACCUACAACUUUGAAACCAACUAAGCCGAGUAUAACAACGGUCAAACCAACUACUUUAAGACCGACAACUUUAACGAGUACAACAACAGUAAAGCCAAGUACGCGUAAGCCCACAACUUUGAAACCCACUAAGCCGAUCACCGAAAAGUCGAGUACCUUAAAUCCUAGCAAACAUAUAACAGAGACUUCAGAAGGUUCCACCGAGUCUCUGCCACCUUUCAAUAUAUUCUAAUUCUCUAUAAUUUAGCAUAUUGAGUUCUGAUUUCAGUUGACUUAAUAAAAAAGUAAAAAAUAAACAAUUAUAUAAAUAAAUUGCGCUUAAUUGCAGUUCCACUUAAUAAUGAAAACAC